Penicillium salamii is the source of this 1548-nucleotide messenger RNA. NCBI's taxonomy places the organism in Eukaryota, Fungi, Ascomycota, Eurotiomycetes, Eurotiales, Aspergillaceae. The record is from the annotation of a GenBank genome assembly.
AUGGAGGAUCUGGCAGAUCUCUUGGCUAAGGUACUCCCCACGGGGGUUGAGAUUACCCUUCGUCAUGUCUCUUCAACACCCACUCCCUCCGAUGCCCUCUUCGCUGCCGCACCGGGUCAACCUUCAGAGCCAACCUUCUGUGAAACUCACUUCCUUUCAGCCUCCAUUGAUUGCAACGAUGAAGAGACUAUCAUUUUCGGUAUGGAAGUGAUGGUCUACAACACGGCCCACUUGACCACCAUCUUUAUUUCCAAGGCCGACUCAACCGGACUUCUGCAUCUACUCAAGGUACCACGCAGGGUCUCAAUCCUGAGAUUGGUCUCCAACACCUUCCUCUCAUUCCUGGCCCGGUCUCGACAACGGCCCGGCGUGCGUCUGGUGAUUUCACUCUUUGCCCGCGCUCAGGACCAGUACUUGUUCCCAGGCAGCAUUGAAAAUCCAGAGAAACACGUUCUAGAUGACAGGGGCCUGAUUAAAUGGUGGUGCCGUGCCGUGGAUCCCAUUCUCCGGGAACAUGAGCCUGAAUCUGCGGCCCAGGAGACCAAGGCCGUCGAUCAAACCGUCGAAGCAACCAAGGCUUCAGCUACUGCCUACUUGAUCGUUCCAAGUUGUGAUCGCUUUGAGACUCGCAAUUUCUUCCCUCCCACAGCCAAAACAGACCCACAGGAUCGCCCACGAUGGCUAAACAGCUAUCCGCUAAAACAAUUAUAUCACGAUCCCUCGGCUCCUCCACGGUGCCUGGUGCCGCGGUUCCCGGAUGAUCCCAAGACCCGCUUCCUUAUUGAUCUGGAUGAUGAGCUGCCGGAAGGAAACCCAGAUCUACCGGAGGCUGGACGCUGGCGCAGCGUCAAGUCCCUGGAUCAAUUCUGGGAAAUGAUGUCCUUCCGCCAAGAGUGCUCUGCCGGUCGUUUAGUUGGGUUCUUGUGGUUGGUCAUCAACCCUCCUGGUUUGAUGAACUCGACAUCAAUGGAAAGUCAAACGCGCGUUUCCUCAGACCACAGCCACCCUCACGAGCCAAUCUCGGUUGCCACGGAAGAAGACAUCAAGACCUCUGACCCGCCAAAGGAGCAGGAUACAUCGGCACAGGCAGCAACAAAUACCAUCGUGCCGCCAGCAUCCGAGCUUCCCCUGAACGAAGAGCCAAUCAAUCCCUUUGACUGGCCCGAAGUCGGACGCGGCGAUGUCGUUCUCGGUGAAGCAGACUAUAAAAAGAUGAUGGACACUGUGCUGGACAACUUUUACGACGAGACAGAGAUCGGCGCUAGCACAAAAGCCUACAUUGACCAUGUCGCGGCUCUUGCAGACCAACUUACAUGGGGCAAGAAGGUUGUCGGUGUCAAUGCCGACACUGACACUCCCCAAGCUACCAGCACAGGUACAAACAACAUCCUCGAUCUCGGGCUGAUCCGCAAACGAAAGAAGUCACUGGGCGAGACCAAGGUGGAUCAAGAGCCUGGUCUAGACACUCCCCCAGCUUCGGCUCCCGUUGAGACGGGCCCGGUCAAUGUCCUCAACGCUAGCUUGGUUCGGAAGAAGAAGAAAACAUAA